AUGGCCAGCUAUGCACCUUCCGGGAGCGAGCUCCACGCGCGUAGUCCACCUGGUGUGCCGAUGUCGAGCUCUAAUGUUGAAUUCUCUUCUUAUCCAUUCCUCGAGCUUCGCUCGUUGUCUUGUUUAGACAAAUGGGAUAUAUCAUACCUAGGCUCGAAAGGAUGUUUUACAAUACCCGUUCGACGGAUUCUGGAUGAAUUUGUGAAAAAGUACUUCUUGCAUAUCCACGUCGGCACCCCUAUACUAGAUGAGGCAGAGUUCUGGCAAUUGUACUGCCAGCAAGGGAAUCGCGCAUCAUCACACGGUCGCAAUCUCUCUGUCUUAGUGCUACAGGCCAUGUUGUUCAGAAGCUGUCCGGUACGCCGCUUCUGUUUGCUUUCAUCAAGAGGCAAGCUAACCCUUCUACUGCUACUAGAUCUGAAAGCCGAAGACCAACCAUUAGAACGGGCUCAGGGAGCAUUGUUGCUCUCCUACCAAGCCUCCCCUGAUGAUCCUCAAAUUGGUAGUUUACUUCUAGCCAAUGCUAUACAGAAUGCCAUCAUCCUAGGAAAGCCACCGAAGCCAUCGGACAGUGUUAAGAAAUCCACCAUUAAACGUCUAUGGUGGUCAAUUCUGCUGCGCGACCGAUGGAUUUCCCUCGCCCUCCGCCGACGCAGCCAGCUUACAACAAAGGAUUUCGAUGCUGAGAACAAUACCUUGGAGGAGGGAGACUUCACAGAGGAGAUCCAGGAAUCUAAGGUGUAUGACGUGCAAACCAAGCGCAUUCUUUUUAAGGUGCUACAGCAGCAGUGCCGUCUAGCGGUUGUCCUUACUGAUAUGAAUUCCUUCAUCUUUUCAUCUUGGGAAAGCUCUGGAAUGGGAUUACCCUCAAAGGAGUUCCCGACAUGCAUGGGUAAUGUUCUGAAGACAAGAAAUAGAUUACGUCAAUGGGACACGGAAUCGCGGUAUUCUCUGUCGUCGACUCUUUCUAAUGUCUUGCAUUCAGUGACGUCUUUUAUCAAGAUGACCUAUGUCUAUUACUACACAGCCCAUAUUCAUCUGGCCCAUUACGAAGCCCUUCUCCUCGAAGCCAACCUGAUGUUUGUCGGACACUCGUACACCAUGCAGCUCCAGCAGACUGGUGACUGCCUCCAAGAGGCUGUAAAUGAAUUGCAUGAUGUUCUGAAAUACUUCAGUAAUAUGAAGGAUAUUGAAGUUAUUCCGCUUUCUAUAUUGGCAUUCAUUGGAUGGCCGAUAGUGGUGGCGGCGAUUGAUGCUGGCCUCGCACGAAACAACAGCGAAGCCGUGCAACGGCAGCAACGACUAAACGUUCUAGGGACCAUUUAUCAUGCCCUUAUAGAACUUUAUGAUGUAACAAAGUUUGUUGUUGUGGGUACAAAGGAGAUCCUCCGCCUCGUAACGAAAAUGUCAGGAGAGCUGGGUAGUCAAGGACGUCGACCUGCGCGGGCAUCUGAGGCGUACCGACAAAGAGCGACAUAUCCGACUAGGACAUGGAAGGCCGUCGAGGCGAAGCAUGCCUCGGGUUGGUUUGAUUUGUUCAUCCGCUAUCCCCGUAUAUACCUUCUCAUCUCAACUUCUACAGACUACUCUCUUUCGUCGGGCCGACUACCACAUGAAAACGGUUUACCGGAGGUCCUACGGUCAGUGGCCUCCGGCUUCUUAGGGUUUCAGCUGCCAUGGGUGACUAAGGUGUCCUUGGAUGAAACUGAACGGAAGGCGCAAGAGUCGAGCGUGAGGCCGCGAGAUAUUACCGAAGUAGACUUUAUAGGUCCUAGUGCACAGCUGGGCCCGAGAACCACUUCCCAGACAGGGCCACAAAUGUACACCAGACAGCAGGCGCCUGAGUACUUGUUCUCGCCAUGUCAAGUGACUCAGAAUGGUCAAGGUCUCCCUGGUGACAGGGAUGAACCUGCAGUAGCAUUCGAAUUUCCCCAGUCAAUGCCACCUAUUGACGCAGCGUUUUGCCUUCCGCGAAUGGAUGAUAUGGUGUAUCCUGUACCUUGGAAAGGCCCUCUGAAUGCAUCAGGGAUGUCUUUUGCAGCAGGGACGGAGAGCAUGGACACGCAGGAGCAGGCUGGCUUUAGAGAUAGUCACGGUGUCCUAAGCGGGUGGAAAAUAUGA
Molecule: messenger RNA, 2121 nt
Organism: Aspergillus pseudonomiae
Lineage: Eukaryota; Fungi; Ascomycota; Eurotiomycetes; Eurotiales; Aspergillaceae
Product: fungal specific transcription factor domain-containing protein
Exons: 5
Coding region: 1-2121 (706 amino acids)
Biological process (GO): DNA-templated transcription
Molecular function (GO): zinc ion binding; DNA binding
Source: RefSeq, a predicted model, not a curated record